Messenger RNA from Aspergillus clavatus NRRL 1, 390 nucleotides. RefSeq lists its product as uncharacterized. Lineage: Eukaryota; Fungi; Ascomycota; Eurotiomycetes; Eurotiales; Aspergillaceae. The record is from RefSeq and is a predicted model, not a curated record. The transcript is spliced from 2 exons. Bases 1 to 390 code for a protein of 129 amino acids.
AUGGAUAUCCCAUGGAUGUUCCUCCUUCUCUUUCCUUUCCUCCCUCUGUCUGAUUUACCGCCCAUCGGGCAUUUUUUGGUCGAAGCGAAAUCUGGCUCCCGUCUUCAACCAGCCAUGACUGGCUCUCGAGGUCAUGGAUUAAUCCCGAUCCUGGUCCACUUUGGAAGAGGGGGCCAAAAUGCCAAUGGCCCCCAAGGCCCCCAAAGCCAAAAAGUGCUUCGCAAAGCCCCCUUGGUGAUCCUGCUGGGCGCUUCGGGGCCGGUUCAGAGUCUGACCUGGCCUGUUGAUUGGGGAGAAAGUGUUUUCAUCAACGCCGAACGGGUGUGCGGAAGUCAGCUUUGGCUCGGUUUCAGCUGGCGCUUGCAGGUGUCUCUACUCUCUACUCUCUAG